This is a messenger RNA of Haliotis rubra (blacklip abalone), 3208 nucleotides long. RefSeq names its product spermatogenesis-associated protein 20-like. NCBI's taxonomy places the organism in Eukaryota, Metazoa, Mollusca, Gastropoda, Lepetellida, Haliotidae. Gene Ontology annotation, biological process: carbohydrate metabolic process. The record is from RefSeq and is a predicted model, not a curated record.
UGGGUUUCUGGGUCGCGCACCUGCAGCAGACGAAAUAUAUAACUCAGGUUUCUUGAUGCAUGCUUGAGCGCUCACACCUAACAAUUACCAGGUGUGUCAGUUUUGGAAGUAAUUUUCGAAGUUUAGUGUUGUCAAAUGUGGAAUAACAUCCGAAAGAAUGUCAGGAAGUUACAUAACGAGGUAAAUGCUGCUUGCCUGACUUGGAUCAACAGCAACAGUUUUGCAUCGUCAAAUGCCCAAGUUUUGUUCCGAUGUUCUGCGCCCCGUCAUCGUCGAACCUUCAGCACCAACUCUAUCAACGUUGAUAAAGGGUGUGUGAGGUAUUACGCGAAACACAGUUUCCUCUUUGGACACGUAAACCGGUCCUGUUUUUAUAGAAGAAAUAUCCUCACAAGCAAAACCAUGGCCUCUUCCUCAAGUAGCUGGCAGAAUAGACUGGCCCUGGAAAAGUCUCCAUAUCUUCUUCAACAUGCUUCCAAUCCAGUGGACUGGUAUCCCUGGGGACAGGAGGCCUUUGACAAGGCGAAAGCUGAGAACAAAGUGAUAUUCCUGUCUGUAGGUUACUCCACUUGCCACUGGUGCCAUGUGAUGGAGAGAGAGUCAUUUGAGAAUGAGGAAAUUGGCCGAAUCCUGAAUGAGAACUUUGUCAGUAUUAAGGUUGAUCGAGAAGAGAGACCUGACGUUGACCGUGUAUAUAUGACAUUCAUCCAGGCUACAAGUGGAGGAGGUGGCUGGCCGAUGAGUGUGUGGCUGACCCCAGACCUCAACCCCAUAGUUGGAGGAACAUACUUCCCUCCCAAUGAUAAGUACUAUGGAAGACCAGGGUUCAAAACUGUACUGCAGAAUAUUGCUGAAAAGUGGAGAACAAAGAAAAAUGACCUCGAACAAAAAAGUGAAGUUGUCAGAAGCUCUCUGUCGAAGAUGACUAAUGUCAGUGACAAGGGGGAAAAUGCUUUGCCUUCAGAGCCCCAAGUCAUGAAAUGCUUUGGUAUGCUUGUCAUCAGCUAUGAUGAGGAAAUGGGAGGAUUUGGAAAGGCACCAAAAUUCCCUCAACCAGUAAAUUUCAACUUCUUGUUCCGCUUCUAUGGGAGUAAUCGCGACAGUGAAGAAGGGCAGCAUGCCCUGAACAUGUGCAGCUAUACACUGAAGAUGAUGGCUAAAGGUGGCAUCCAUGACCAUGUGGCUCAGGGCUUCCAUCGCUACUCCACAGACAAGUUCUGGCAUGUGCCCCACUUUGAGAAGAUGUUGUAUGACCAGGGUCAGCUUGCUGUGUCCUACCUUGAUGCCUAUCAGGCUACCAAGGACAACUAUUUUGCAGAUGUUGCCAAGGACAUCUUCCAGUAUGUGUCAAGGGACUUGAGCCAUCCAGCAGGUGGUUUCUACAGUGCUGAGGAUGCCGUCCUGCCUGACAGUAGUGCCACAGACAAGAAGGAGGGAGCCUUCUGUGUGUGGACACAGCAGGAAUUGCAGGCACUUCUACCUGACAGGCUGGAGGGACAUGACGACAAGACAGAAGCAGACCUGUUCUCUCGGUACUACAACACUCAAGACACGGGGAAUGUUGAUCCCUACCAGGAUCCACAUGAUGAGUUGAAAAUGCAGAAUGUCCUGAUAGUGCGAGAUAGCGUGGAGAAAGUAGCUGAGGUGUUCAACUUGAGUGUCGAAACCGCAGAGCAAGUCUUGCAGAAGUGCAGAGAUGUGUUGUUUAAUGUGAGACUGACAAGACCGAAGCCACAUCUGGACAACAAAAUGGUGGCUGCUUGGAAUGGUCUGAUGAUAUCCGGCUAUGCCCGAGGAGGCCAGGUCCUUGGAGACAGCCGGUACACUGACCGCGCUGUGAAGGCUGCAGAGUUCCUGCAUACACAGUUGUACAGGGUGGAUACAGGGGUGCUGCUCCGGAGCUGUUACACCUCACAGCAGGAUGGCGUGGAUCAAAUCACCGAGCCAAUAGAGGGAUUUGUGGAUGACUAUUCCUUUGUGAUCCGAGGCCUGCUUGACCUUUACGAGGCUUGUUACGAUGUCCGGUGGCUGGAGUGGGCAGAACAGCUACAACAGAAGCAAAAUGAGCUCUUCUGGGACAGUGAGGGAGGUGGAUUCUUCAGUACAGAUGCCUCUGCAAAGAAUAUCAUCAUCAGAAUGAAAGAAGACCAGGAUGGAGCAGAACCCAGUCCGAACUCAGUGUCUGCAAUGAAUUUGUUACGCCUCUCCCACUUUCUUCAUCGUCCAGAAUGGCAGGACCAAUCUGAAAAGAUUUUCCGUGUGUUCAAUGAAAGGCUUACCCAGGUUCCCAUUGCCGUCCCAGAGCUGGCAUCAGCUCUCCUUUUCCACAUGUCCACACCAAAACAGAUCAUCAUUGCAGGAGACAGAGAGUCAGAGGACACCAAGGCCCUUCUGAGGACAGUCCACAAGCACUUCCUUCCCAACAAGGUGUUGCUUCUAGCUGAUGGCAACGUGGACAGCUUCCUGUACAAGAACCUAGAUAUCCUAAAGACCCUGCAGAAGGUGGAUGACAAGGCCACAGCUUAUGUCUGUGAAAACUACUCAUGCUCUCUACCAGUUAACACUGUGGAGGACUUGGAGAAGAUUCUGGAAUCAGGAUAGGCAUGUAUUCUUGGCACUGUCAUUUCCACUUGUUAAAGUGCUUAAAUUUUGUGUUUGGGAUUGUUGUGUUCUUGGUUCAAAGGAGCAUUUGCUACUCACAUCGCUUGUCAUAUGACGAUCUGAAACUAUCAUUACCAAGACGGGAAUGUCUUUUGAAUAUAGAUCACCUUGAAUUAUUGGGGGCUAUGAUCUCAUAAUAUAGUGACCUUUGGAUUUAAUGUAUAUGCUCCAAUGGAGAAUAUGUUUCAGAUGGACAAACCAUGAUUGAGGUCACCACACUAUAUAUUUACUCAAGAUCUGAUAUGGACAUUGAUACUGUCAGUAAACGUCUCAUCAUCUACUUCUCAAGUCUCCACUUUCUGGAUUACUAUGGCAACAUCUAUCCCUAUUUACAUCCAGUUCAUUAGUUAUUCAUGUGCAACGCCAGGACUUCAUGAAUGGAAAACUAUUGUCAUAUCACCAUUAUCCACCAGACCUAAAGUUACAUGUUGUCUUACCCCUGAAGACCCGUGUUAGAACUGGUCUUCACCAGCCCAUGCUUGUCUCCAUCCAUUAAAAUCUGGGUAAGAAUUGGUCGCCAGCAACAAAUGCUUGUCGUAAGAAGAGA